Molecule: messenger RNA, 1224 nt
Organism: Erigeron canadensis
Lineage: Eukaryota; Viridiplantae; Streptophyta; Magnoliopsida; Asterales; Asteraceae
Product: GATA transcription factor 9-like
Exons: 2
Coding region: 87-1019 (310 amino acids)
Biological process (GO): positive regulation of DNA-templated transcription
Cellular component (GO): nucleus
Molecular function (GO): zinc ion binding; sequence-specific DNA binding
Source: RefSeq, a predicted model, not a curated record
UUUCAUUCACUUUUUUUUUUGUCAACCUGUCUUCUUCAAACACAAUCUCUCCCUCUUGAUCUCUCUGCCUUUCCACAUUGCCAAAAAUGGAGGAACCAAAUUUCUUCAUCAUGAACAACAACAAUCCGUUCAUAAUUGACGAUUUACUUGUCGAUUUUCCCAACCAUGACGACGUUGUAUUGAAUGAUGCAUUUUUUGACAAUGUGAUUGGUAAUUCAGUUGAUUCGUCGAAUAUGAACCCUCUUGAUAGUUGCAAUUCAUCUAUUUCUAGUAGCGAAGCCCCGUUUUCUAGCAACUUUAGCUCUGGUAGCUUCUCGGAUUCACAAUUUUCAGGCGUUGAAUUUUGUCUACCGUAUGACAAUGUGGCGGAACUCGAAUGGUUGUCAAGUUUCAAAGAAGAAUCAUUCACAACUGUUGAUCUUCAAAGUUUGCAUACCAAUUCAACGACUAACAAGAGUACUCCGGCAACAGACACGUCAUGGUCGGACACGACACCGAAUUUCCGGUCAAAGCCGGCAUUGGCAAACAGAACAAACUUUCAUAUUUUCGAAGCAAACACUUUUGUCCCGAGCAAACCUCGUAGCAAACGACCAAGAACCGCCCCAUACGAUUGGACCUCACGCGUGUUACAUGUUAAGGAAUCCGUCUCAAAGAUCAAACAAAACAAAAUCAUUAUAAUAAAGAGACGUGAAGUUUUUGAAAAUUCAGUUAUAAGAUGUUUGCAUUGUGGGUCUGAUAAGACACCACAAUGGAGAACAGGUCCCAUGGGACCCAAAACAUUAUGUAAUGCAUGUGGGGUUCGGUAUAAGUCGGGUCGGUUAGUACCUGAAUACCGACCCGCUGCUAGUCCAACAUUUGUGUCGGCAAAACAUUCGAAUUCUCAUAGGAAAGUAAUGGAAAUCCGAAGACAAAAAGAGGCCCGAAAUGCAGACCGUGGGUUGGUUUAUCGGGGCUCCAUUUUGGGUGAUGGUUGCUUGAUGGAUUGUCAAAGUGGACCCGGUUUUGUUCAAAUGAUUUAGUAAAAGAAGGAGCAGGAAAAUAGUAUGGAGUCCUUUUAUUCUUAUUUUAUUAUUAAGAAGCAAUUUACCAAAUUAGCAUUAAAAUUUUAAAUUAGUUUUUGAAUGAGGGAUAAAAUUCAGUUUUAGCCUUUGAUAGAUUGGUACGAAUUAAGUAAUUUUUUCAUUUUAUGUAAUCAGAUUAUAAUUUUUCUAACUUUUUUUUCUC